CUGAGGUCCUAUGACCCUUUUUGGAAAAAGGGGCUAGAGUGGGACUGUACGUCCUGGUUAAUGUGUAACACUCAAAGCACACUUGCACUUUGUUUCCCCAAAUAAGAAGAAUUCGACACAAUGUUACCCAAGAUGGACGGUGGUGCACCCAAACCUUCCCAGUCUCAAAUAGCGGUGGCCCGCAAAAUGAAGCUGGGAUUUGCCUUUGUGCUAAUGUGCUUCCUCGCUCCUGGGCAGCCAUUUCCCCACACAAGCAUUCACAAUCUCUCCCUCAAAAAUAUGGACUUUGCUAUGAACCUUUACCGCAAAAUAUCCAGUUACCACGACGAGAAUAUCGUCUUCUCCCCUCUGAGUGUUUCCACCAGUUUUGCCGCCCUCUCCCUGGCUUCUCAUGGCGUGACGUACGAGGAGAUUCUGAAAGGACUCAGCCUGGAGAAGCUGGCUCAAGCAGACCAGCCUGAUCUGAUCCCCAAGCUGUUCCAGAUGCUCCAUGGGAACAUCACUCAGAAUGGAACGAUGAUAGUGGAUCAAGGCAUGUCCCUCUUCAUCCGCCAGCAUUUUAGCAUAGAGAAAACCUUUGAGGAGCAGAUGAAGUCCUACUUUUAUACAGACGUGAAAAGAGUAGACUUUGAAGACACACAGGCAAGUAUCAGUCUCAUUAAUGAGUACAUUAAAGACAAGACUGGGGGCAAAGUGACAGAAAUGAUCUCCAGCCUUGAUCCACUGACCCAACUCAUGAUGAUCAACACAUUUUAUUUCCAAGGAGGGUGGGAAAUGCCUUUCAAUCCCAACCACACACACAACGCACCUUUUUACAUUGAUAACUACAAUAUUCCGCAAGUGCCAAUGAUGUUCAUAGAGGACAAGUUUGAAAUGAUGGAAGAUGCUCAACUCGGUGCCAAAGUGCUGAAACUGCCCUACUUGGAGGGUGUUUCCAUGCUCAUCCUGCUACCAAACAAAGGAGUGGACUAUAGUUCAAUUGAAGAUGAGCUCACUGCAAAGGUGUUCCUAGGUUGGAUCAAAAAACUGAAAAAAAUUAAACUGGAAAUCAACAUCCCCAAAUUCAAGAUGGAGCAGUCGUACUCUUUGAACAACAUUCUCCCAGAGUUAGGUUUCAACAGUAUCUUCACUCACACUGCCAAUUUGACUGGGUUGAGCAAGGACGUUAGCCUCCAGGUUUCAGAGGUACUACACAAGGCUGUCAUUGAGGUGGACGAGACAGGGACGACCGCAGCGGCCGCCACAACAAUCGGCAUUAUCCCAUAUUCCUUACCCAGGACCUUCAUUGUCAACCGGCCCUUUUUCUUCUUCAUAUACCACGAAGACACGAAAGCCCUGUUGUUCAUGGGCAGGAUGAUUAACCCCACUAAAAACUAGCUGUCGUGACUGACUGCAUUUUGAUUUUGCUGGAAGUGCUUUGUCACUUGUUUAUUCAGGCUUAUCUUUUUAAAUCUCACAUCAGUAUUCUACUGUUGGUCUACUCUUUGAAAGCCACACCUCUCUGUGAUCUUUAAUAAAGCUCUACAUAUUGUGCUUUA
Dunckerocampus dactyliophorus (ringed pipefish) is the source of this 1538-nucleotide messenger RNA. RefSeq names its product serine protease inhibitor 2.1-like. Gene Ontology annotation, molecular function: serine-type endopeptidase inhibitor activity. The record is from RefSeq and is a predicted model, not a curated record. NCBI's taxonomy places the organism in Eukaryota, Metazoa, Chordata, Actinopteri, Syngnathiformes, Syngnathidae. The coding region runs from base 121 to 1377 and encodes 418 amino acids. The transcript has 5 exons. Gene Ontology annotation, biological process: negative regulation of endopeptidase activity.